UUAUUACUCAAUAUAAAUUCUGAGUCUUGCCACUCAGAUCUAAAAGCUGGACUGUCGGUUGCUUACCUAGCUAGCUUUACCAUUCCCACUGAAUAGUAGUCUGAGAGAAGCUGAUCAGGGUUUUUCACACUGCCCUUAAAACCCCACCACCAUGGCCAAAGUCUCUACCACACUGCUUCCGCUCCUUUUCUUUGCCAGAAUCUCAGGGCUUUUGGUUGCAAUGCUGGUCCUCUUCUGGGCUUUAGCUUUCAAGUCCAGCUUUCUCUCUCACUCUGCUUCUCAGGAGGAUCUCAUCUACUCAGUUCUUCAUCCUUUGUUGAUGGUCAUUGGUUUCAUUCUUAUUAGUGGAGAAGCAAUUCUGGUGCAUAGAUGGUUGCCUGGUUCAAGGAGUUUGAAGAAAUCCGUGCAUUUGUGUCUUCAAGGAGUAGCUUUGGCCUCUGGAAUUUUUGGGAUUUGGACAAGGUUUCAGGGGCAGGAUGGGAUUGUGGCUAAUUUCUACAGUCUGCAUUCUUGGAUGGGUUUGAUCUGCAUCUUCUUGUUUGGUGCUCAGUGGAUGAUGGGUUUUCUGAGCUUUUGGCAUAGAGGUGAAAUGAGGAGAGCAAGGAUAAGGGUGUUGCCGUGGCACAUAUUUCUUGGGCUAUACACAUAUGGUUUGGCUGUGGCAACUGCAGAAACUGGACUAUUAGAGAAGCUCACAUUCUUGCAAACAAAUAGGAAUUUGGCCAAACGAUGCGCAGAGUCCAUGAUUGUUAAUGGUUUAGGAUUGGGGCUUGCUCUUCUCAGUGGCAUUGUCAUUUUGGCUGCUGUUUCACCCAAAAAACAAUCCCACCAUUACAAAACCAAACUUGUCUACUCUGAUACUAAAACACUGCCCUCUCAAUGAUUUUUUAUUUUUU
This is a messenger RNA of Ziziphus jujuba (common jujube), 896 nucleotides long. Its product is annotated as probable transmembrane ascorbate ferrireductase 4. The record is from RefSeq and is a predicted model, not a curated record. The transcript has 4 exons. Gene Ontology annotation, molecular function: oxidoreductase activity. Bases 152 to 883 code for a protein of 243 amino acids. NCBI's taxonomy places the organism in Eukaryota, Viridiplantae, Streptophyta, Magnoliopsida, Rosales, Rhamnaceae.